AGUCAACAGAAGUUCGAGAGCGAUCAAAUGGAGAGGGUUGCCAGGUACGCGGCGGAGCGCGGAGUCGAUGUGCCUGGCACGGGUGGUGUGAGGGGAGGAGAGGCGGGGCAGCAGCCCCUGGAGGGAGCGUCAGGAGGGGUCGGGGGAGAUGGUGGAGGUGGAGACACGGAGGAGGGCGCGAUCGACGUCGAUCGCGAGGCGCGUGUCCCGGGGGAGCAGGGAGUCCCGAGACACGAGGACGUGCCUGAGGUUUAUCCAGGCACUGGGGAGAGGAUGGAGGGCUUUUUGAGGCGAGCAGCCAAGGGACCUGUAGAGGAGGGUUCUUCCAAGAGGAAGGAAUGUGGAACAGAUCCGCCCGCCGCCCCAGCUGGGAAGAGGCAUCGCCAGCAGAAGGUUACUGACGUCCUUCUUGAGCAGCCUGGCAGUUCCCCGCGCGCUGUGCUCCACAGCCACAUCGAGAUUGCGAGUAUGGAGGCGGUGGAGACCCACCGUGAGGAGCUGGCGGAGGAGUUGGAGGAGGUGAGGCAGCCGUUCUGGAUCACUGGUGCCACCCUCCUCUCCGACGGGAGGAAAUCACGAGACGGGAGACCGAUCGUGAAUUUCCUUGCCGCCGGCUCGCGAGGGGUUGUCGUCUACACGACGAUCAAUUGCGAGGGCGAGCCGGACAAUGCAGUGCACGUCCUUCGGAGAUGGGUGACCAUCUUCCACGAGUUCAGUUUCGGCAGCCCGCAACAGGUCAAUGCGAUAUGCACAAACUCCGCAUCGGCGAGGAGGGGGGACCGUCGGCAGCAGCAGUGGAGGGGGAAGAUGGCAGUGGAGGGGGGAUUGGCGGACACAACGAUUGCAGGUGUGGUGGACCAGAUAGUUGUAGCAGCAGCGGCUUCAUUGCUAGAGGAGAUGGAAGCUUCAGUGUUGGCGGAGGAGGCACCAGCGCCAGGGAGAGCAGAUGCAGUGGAGGGGCAGGCGGGAGCAGCGGGAGGAGCAGCUCGAGGAGCAGCCGGUGGAGCAGCUGCACUGGAUAGGCUUGCAGCGAGACGAGGGUCGGAUGCAGUGGGGGGGGGAAUGCCAGGAGCAGUGGAGGAGGAGAUAGGGGCACAGGCGAAGGUUUCGCGUGGGGGCGGCGACGAGCGCUUCAUGCAGCAGUUCCUCACGGAGCAGUACGAUCCGGUCAUGGCGGGUAUGACCCCAGGUGUGGCGAGGGGGUUGGGGAUGUCGGAUUCGCAGAUAGGGAGCCAACUGGACUUAGAUUUGUCGAUGGGCCUUCCACCUAGUUGCGGCGGGGCGACAUCGACGGAUCGCGCUCCAUCGAGGGACGACACGGCUGGAGAGAGUCUCACGCAGCCCCAUAGAGCGGUGGAUGAGGCUGUGCAGGCAGGACGGCGGCGAGACGAGGGUGUGGGUGACGCACGAUGUGUGGUCCGGGAGACAACGACAGGUCUAGUCGUUCCGUUCUCGGGCCUGCACUUGGCUCAGGGCCGACAGUCGCAGCCGGUGCCGGUGGAAGUGCAUGGUGUGCCGCCGCCCGUUAUCACGGAUUUGGGGCCCGAGCCGGUGGUUGCGCCACUGCGUCUUCCUAGUCACUUUGCUCCGCAGGAGGUCCGCCGUCCUUUGGAUGCAGACGAGUUGGCGAGAGAGGCUGUCCGCGAUGUGACUUGCUUGGACCGGCGGGUCAUUGACCAGAGGCUACAACAUCCACCAUGGCAGGCGAUCCCUCCAGAUCCAUGGGGUCCUGCAUCGCCGGUGUGGUCUGGGUCUACCUCCACCGGAGCACGUACGGCGGGAGAUGUUCCAGGGGUUUCAGGUGGCGUCGUGGAGACGGCGCCACGUUCACGAGACAUGCCACCCCCUCCUCCUAGACCACCUGUAGGUGAUCCGUCAUCGUCGCCCACAGGCAGAGGCUCUCGAUCUCCACACACGCCUAGGAGGUCUAGGAUUCGGGACACUACAACCGUUGUGGGGGACGUGAGUGACACAACGUUGUUCGGGAGGACAGACAUAGAUUUGGAUUCCACCCGCCGUGUCACGGAGCACAGUGCGCGUCUACAGCCGGGUUUGGGACCCCGCGGCGGCAGGAUGACCGCAGCAAGGGAGGUGGCUGCAUCAGGUUGUGAGCCUCAGCGAGGUCGCGACAGAGGAGUGUCCGCCGAUAGCUUGGAGUACGCUCUGAUGGCAGCGACGCCUGCCGUACAUGAGCAGACUCCACGCAAGCGCAGAGUGCCUCCUCGUCCACGCCCUGUACCCGCAGAGGGAGGAGAUGCACUUGGAGAGACUUCGGGGGCAGAGGGGUUGGGGAUGCCUCGUGGAUCGCGCCGUGAGCAGACGGUUAUAGAGGCUAGUGCGAGGGUUGUUGUGUUGAGGAAGGCAGGAGCCCCUGUUACCAUCGAGGAGGAUGAUCUUGAGACAGAUGUGGCAGUGCGGGAGGAGGACGAGGACUAUGAGGGCGAGGAGGAGUGAGAGGAGGAGAGCAAGAGAGGUUCCGAUGGUGACUACGACCACGACGAGC
Chara braunii is the source of this 2503-nucleotide messenger RNA. The record is from the annotation of a GenBank genome assembly. Lineage: Eukaryota; Viridiplantae; Streptophyta; Charophyceae; Charales; Characeae.